UAAUAAAUGAAGUGUAUUAUUACGCAUACACUUUAUUAAUCAUUUUUAAGUAAGUAAUUAAUCACUGAGGAUUUAUCAAUACUCAAUGCUUAGCAAGUUAAGCGAUGCGGUUGCAUGGUAUAGAGUUUGUUAAGAAGUCCUCGCGGCAGGCUGCUCGCGUCACGCUCCGCAUGCUCCGCGCCGCCGUGUCGCGUGCUACACGCAGUUCCAUAAAGACGGCAUGUUUAAUAAGUCGGUCAUAGUUCACUGAUGGAGCGAAAACACUUAAAGGAAUGUUUAAACGGUUCAAAAUAUAUUUGGUUGAGAGGGUUCCGAGUAAAGAGGUGUUUUCUGUAUCAAAUGGCGUGAUCAUCUUUUCAGCUUCAGAAGGAGAGCAAUGUUUUAAUUCUUAAGAAGUUUAUAUAAAUUACUUAUAAUAGAUACAUAAAAUUCUAGGCGCUUGGUGUCUCUAUUGGCGGUGGGCGCGGUAGGCGAUGUUGGUGAACGUUGGGCCACUCUACGCUGGCCCGCAGCACCUCAGUGUUGAGACACCGGUGAAAUGAAUGGUCCCAAAUGAAGCUGUGAUGGCCGAACGCGGAAAGUACACCAACUUUGCCAAUUACACAAAUUGCUCGUCGCUCAUUACGGCGGGACCCCGCGGGGGCCCAUACCGCACCCCUCCCCCCUGCACUCGCGUGCACCCCCGCACUUGCCCGCGACGCAUCAGUAUUCAUUAAAAGCGCAAUUAGCGGAGUGCAUAGCCCCUCGUGAAGGCGCGCCGCUCCUCUCAAAGUGAAACAUUACGAAAAUGUCAUUCGUCAAAAUUUCCCCGAAGACUGUCGGGUCCGGGCGAGCUGGGUCCCCCCGCCGGCGCGCGCCCCCGGCGUCCGCGCCCCUCGCCCCCGACCGCGCCCGGCUCCCGCGGGGCGCAGCGAGGGUUGCUCCGGCAGUGGCGAGCGUCCGCCCUGGCAGCUCGCGCGCCUCGCGCUGCCUCCCGUCGCUUCCAGCGACAUCUAUCUCGCAACAAACUUUGCGCGCGAACUCCGCGAACUAGUUAUGUGCUGUGACUGUGAGUACCGACCGCACUGGGUCGCAUGCUUAACGCUUGGCGCUUGACUUUGGAAGAAGUGUUAUAUUGUAUUCAGUGAAAGUGUAUGACAUGAAAGGUUGCGUGCCAGUGAUUAUACAAAUUAUUGCGAGGACCAUUGUUUCUGAUGAGCGCGUGUAGGUGAGCCAGUGUGAGUGCGCGUGUGCUAGAGAGCGAUGCGAGACGCACAGCAGUGAGGACACGCGGCGCGACAUGGCUGACGACAACACUAUCAUCGAAGGGACUGUCAAAUUUCGCGACGGGAAGAAGUGGAAGUCGAGAUGGUGCGUCAUGCGCAAGCUGUCGCCGGUCGCAGAUUGCGUGCACCUGCAGCUGUACCGGGACUCGAAGGCGCGCUGCGCGGGCGCCGCCAGCAAGGCUUCGCUAUCCCUGCAGCACUACCUCGGCAGCGAGUCGGGCUUCACGCUCGACAAGCACUCGAACACGCUGGCGCUCGUCUGUCGCGACCUCGUCGCCAUCCUCGCGUUCGAGACACGAGAGCGGCUCAUACAGUGGCAGGUAAAGGUGAGCGCGCACCUUGGCGAGCCGCGCCACUACCUGGUGCUGGUGGGGGGCGCAGGGGGCGCGGGCGGGGCGGGCGGACGGCGCCUGGCGGCAGGCCCGGCGCGCCUGCACCUGCACGAGCGUCGCUUUGCGCUCACGGCGGGAGUGCCGCCGCGUCUGCUCGGCAUCUGGGAAUUGCCGCAUCUCAGGCGUUACGGUGUGGUCGAAGGGCGUUUCUGCUUCGAGGGUGGCUCACACUGUGGCAAAGGUGAAGGUCUUCACGUCCUCAUUUCCGAUCAGGCCAAAGAAAUAGCGCGUGACUUUGAUCUGGCCUCACAGGGCCGAUUGUCACCUAAGAGGCGACCUAAUAAUCUUACGAAGAAAAAUGAAGGUGGAGAAAGUCCUAAGUCUCAUAAGGCUUACCGGCCCGAUACACGACUCUCGGAGCUUAAUACUAUAGAUCUUUCGCUCCCUCCUAUCGAUAAUCAUAAUUAUGAAGACGGUUGUGAAGAGCCCGGAGCUAUAUCUCCAUACUGGCCAUCUAUGGAGCGAACCCAUUACCAAGAUAUGGGGCUUGGAGACACUGCAUCGGUUAACGAGACGUCGGAGGAAACGCCUGCUUGGAAAGGCGUCGGUAACGUCACGUUGGAACGAUGUAUGAGCUGUAUCUCAAAGUUGGGCGCUCUGUCGCGAUCGUCAACGGCAGCACUGACACCUGGUGCUAAACACUUCAACCCUGCCUGGACCAUGGAACCCGUGAAUGAAACUCCUUCUACUGACCCCACAGAGCUCACUCAACGUUGUGAUAUUCUACCUAGUGUAAUUGAUAAGACUGAGGACGUAUGCCACUGCCCCGCUCGGCCCGACAAACCACCAGACAGACCCCCGAAGCCCACUAGGUUAGAGCUGAACCUGAACAAAAAGCCGGACCCGCUGUGUCGAUGCGCACUCAGCGUGCCGGAAGACCGGCCAGGAAGAGUGGGUCCCUACGAGAAUUAUGACGUGCCCAAGAUGCCGUAUCAGGAGGUCGAAGGCGAAUAUUACGAUACGCCAAAAAGGCUAAAAGAAUGUUUAAAUAAUGAUCUUUUCAAAGUUACUAAAACUGCCGAAGAGAACGCCGUUAUACUAAAAAAACCUUGCGGUUGUUUACUAAAAUUUGGCAAAAGACGGAAGGAACCGACGAUCAUCGAUGCAGAAGAAAACUUUCAGCCCGCGAACUGCCCCUGUCAACGAGUCACUGAUUGGGCGAAUAAUUGGAUCAAACUACCGUAUUGUAGAAAAAAUACUGUGUCUAGUGAUAAUUUAGUUCCCAACAAAGAAAAUGUAACUCCUAAUAGUAGUGAACGGAGUGCUUUAUACGCAACAAUUGAUCUGUCGCGUAAAACUAGAAGAAAACAGAGACCUUGUGAAAGGCACGACUUGUCCACAGAGAUCGAAUACACCCACAACGCGAGUGCUGUUGAAAUAGAUGACGGACCUUUAGCUAAUUACGAAAAUCUUAGUUUUGCUCUAUCCCUAGAACACUACGAAAAUGCCAAAGAUUUAUUAAGAAAGGUAGGAGUCACGCAAUCAGAGUUAGAUGCGAUUAGCGCAAACUUGAAGCCGGCUUCGUUUGCCACUACUACCCAUAGUAAAACCAUAUGCACGCAAUGCGGUCACCUCCAACAGAGCCGGACAGAUAGCACGACUGACGACUAUUUAAUGAUGGAGCCAAGCGUUAGCAAUAAAUUAGAACAGAGCAAACUGCCUCCCUCUGGCUACACACCGAUGUCACCAAUUGGUGGAUUUGCGUUGAACACUCUAAAACAUCCAGCAAGAAGUCCCAUUAAUAGAUUGCUAGAAGAAAAAUCUGCAAGUAACCCAACGUUAUGUGGUCCCGAUAACUGUCGGCGUACUACUGCUGGAUGCAUCAGUGAGGAACCUCGAGCACAGCGUGAUGUUCUGGAGCGUGAUGAUAGAAUUGAAUACCGAAAACGCUCUAGCUCUGCGGACUCUUCAAGGUUUCUUGAAGAUGUCAAGGAAUUCGAAGGCAGCGUAGGAAGUAAUGGUUCUACGUCAUCGAUAGAAACUCUUCGCAAUAUUGUUCUGGACGAGGUACGAACGUCUACGCCGUGUAAUUGCACCACAGAUAAUAAACAUUCAGAUGCAGAUAGUUCAGAGGCAUCUAAAGAUGCUAGAGGAAGAAUGCCACCAACAAAGCGAUCGUCCUCGGUGCCGGGUAAAACUGGCGGCAACAGAGACUCGUCAAGCUCUAACGACUCUGGCGUCUCAAGCUGCUCCCUGCGACGUGGCGAGCUGUUCGAGCUGCCGCUGACGACGGCGGCGGCGCGGCGCCACUACCGCAGCGUGCGGCGCGCGGCGGUCGGCGUGCACACCACGCUGCCGCGCCGCUCCAAGUCCACCGACCCACUGCGGGACGCGCCCGCCCUGCAGAGAGUGCGCGUACCCGCUAAGUCGUCCUCCGCCGAGGCUGAAGUGCCCGUGCUCUCCGCUAAGCCGCUCAGAGGAGUCAUGGACACACAUAGCACGUCCAGCGGUACUUCCGACAUGUCUGACUACAUUGAAACGUUGUCAAUAUGCUCAUCACACUCGUCUUCCGAUACACCUGUCACCAUGAGGGUCAUGCGGCAGACGACGAGCACGUUGCGGCCGCGCUCGGGCAAGGAGUAUGGGAACCUGGACCCGCGGCUGGCGUCUGCGUACCGCGCGCCCCCCUCGCACCAUCCACAUCUAUACUCUAACCUGCCUUAGGGUCCGUGGACCAUAUAUGAACCCCUCCACGCGUCGUGAUGUCAUCAUAUUUCUUAGUGAAUGUUGUCAGUGAGCGUGUGAGCUAGUGGUCACGUUGCAUGGAGAGGUUUCAGUGGUUCGCACUAGUCUGUUAUCUUCUAAAGUCUGUUGUUUAAUUAUUGUUAAGUGCACUUGGUUUGGUCCAGAUCUCUGAGCAAAGUGACAUUACUUUACGUGUGGUGUGUUAAGUGUGAUCCGUCCAUGGUCUGUCCUAAUAUGCGUCGGUUUAUUUGUGCUCAGCUCCGAAUUUUAAAAUUUAUCAAUGUUAAUAACUAUUUUUUUCUGUUUUUUUUUUUAUUACGACUUUUUAAUAUUCAAGUAUUUGACCGCUCAACAGCUACGAAGCUGUAGACUCUAUAAAACAAACAUAAUGUGCUCCUGCUCCGAGCUACAUGAUGCGACGUCUCUUUGACAGCGUCAUGAUAGUGUGCCAAACGAUCGAAACGUGUCCACAUGAUAAAGCUCUGUCAUUGUUAUCUUCACAAAAGGAAACUGAACGAAUUACAUGACAGGUGAAUAAAAUAACUAUUGUUAAUAAUUUUUUAAUGCAUAUAAUUGUACACAGCAGCAUACUAGGCUAGGGGGUGCCCGUGAGCCGUUCAUAUAAAGAGGGGGGGGGGGGAAGGAAGGUCGCGCAAUCGGCGCGGUAUUUGUACAUAGUGUAACACAUGUUUAGCUCGCGUCGACUUGUUUAGAACUAUGUAAAUUAUAUAUAAAAUAUUAAUACUAAAGUAAUUAUAUAUAAAUUUAAUCUCUACAACGACUCUCUUGUCUCUACUUUGUUAGACGAUGUAAUAUUUUGAUAUUCGGAGUUUAUAAGGCAGGCGCGCGGCGGGCGGCGCGUGCCAGUCUCUCACUAAGCAAUAAGCAGUGCAACCAGAGGUGAUCCAUGUAUUGUAAUGUACAUUUAAAUUAGAGUAUUGCGUACUUGAUACUAUAACGGCGGAGGCGCGGUUUGUCUGUGAGGCGCGCGCGGGCCGCGGCGCCGCCGUCGGCAGUGCUCGGGGCGCGCUCGGGUCGCGCUCGGGUCACGCUCGGGUCGCGCUCGGGCCGCGCUCGGGUCACGCUCGGGCUGCGCUCGGGUCGCGCUCGCGUCGCGCUCGGGUCGCAGUCGGCACAAGGAGCGCGGCGGCGGCGGCGCGGGCCGCGCGCGCGGGCGCUGUUGGCCCGAAGACUGGAAUUGUAAGCAGGUUGUUUAGAUAUUACGCUAGCGAAUGAAUUUAUAUUAUAAAAAAAUAAUGUUAAUAAACUUGGAAUUUCUGAAUAAAAUGUGAAUAACAAA
This is a messenger RNA of Trichoplusia ni (cabbage looper), 5642 nucleotides long. RefSeq lists its product as uncharacterized. Lineage: Eukaryota; Metazoa; Arthropoda; Insecta; Lepidoptera; Noctuidae. Gene Ontology annotation, biological process: neuromuscular junction development; positive regulation of protein tyrosine kinase activity. The transcript has 10 exons. The record is from RefSeq and is a predicted model, not a curated record. Bases 1280 to 4321 code for a protein of 1013 amino acids. Gene Ontology annotation, molecular function: protein kinase binding.